AUGAGCCAAGCGGCGUCGGCCAACGUCAGCGGAGUCGCCGACUACCGAGACUCGCUGACCAAAGCGGCGGUCAAGAACGCGCUGGUGCUGGCCAUCGGCGUCUCCAUCAACUACAUCAACGCGGGCCUCGUGUACACCUUCUGCAGGCACCAGAUGUUCUACUCCAACCCUCGCUACAUCCUGUUCUUCACCCUGGUCCUCAACGACAUGAUCCAGAUGAGCGUGGGCAUCACGCUGUUCGUCAUCAGUUACGCCCUCUAUCGGAUCAGCGUGUACUCGUGCGCCCCCUUCAUCCUGAUGGCCAUCAUCACCACCGAGAACACGCCCCUCAUCCUGGCGUGCAUGGCGGGCGAGUGCUACGUGGCCGUCUGCCUGCCGCUCCACCGCGCCCGCAUCUGCACGGUCAGGAGGACGCUGGUCCUCAUCGCCUCGAUCUGGACCGUCAGCGUCAUCUCGGCCUUUCCGGACCUCUUCGUCACUUUGGCCACCGAGCGGCUCGACUUUUUCUCGUCCAGAAUCUUUUGCCUCCGAGAGACGGCCUUCCCCAGCGAGGCGUUGGCCCGGAAGCGCGACGUCACCUACAUCGUCUACCUGGUCCUGGUCUGGUCCGUCAUCUUCUUCACGUACUUCAAGAUCCUGUUCACCGCUCGAACGGCCAGCAAGGACGCCAAGAAGGCCCGGCGGACUAUCGUCCUGCACGGCGUUCAGGUUCUGCUGUGCAUGAGCACGUACGCCGUCCCUCUGGUCAAGGACGCGCUGCUCCGCGUCUUCCCCGAGAACUACUCCGACUCGCUGUUCGCCUGCUACGUCGUCGUGCAGGUGUGGCCUCGCUCCGUCAGCCCCAUCAUCUACGGCGUGAGGGACAAGUGCUUCAGGAAGUACCUCAAACGCUACCUCAUCUGCAGGACCGCCGGCCGCGUUCGCACCUCCUGA
This is a messenger RNA of Syngnathoides biaculeatus (alligator pipefish), 933 nucleotides long. RefSeq names its product odorant receptor 131-2-like. Gene Ontology annotation, biological process: G protein-coupled receptor signaling pathway. Bases 1 to 933 code for a protein of 310 amino acids. The record is from RefSeq and is a predicted model, not a curated record. Gene Ontology annotation, cellular component: membrane. NCBI's taxonomy places the organism in Eukaryota, Metazoa, Chordata, Actinopteri, Syngnathiformes, Syngnathidae. Gene Ontology annotation, molecular function: G protein-coupled receptor activity. The transcript has 2 exons.